ACACGAGUAUCGACUAGAAGGAGACGCCGGAGGCGCACGUGUUCAAGGUGGAUCUGCCGGCUAAGGAAGGAAGAGGUGAAGGGGGAAGUGGAGGACGACAGGGUGCUUCAGAUCAACUGGGAGAGCAACGUGGACAAGGAGGUUCAGGCUGUCGGAUAA
Messenger RNA from Linum tenue, 159 nucleotides. NCBI's taxonomy places the organism in Eukaryota, Viridiplantae, Streptophyta, Magnoliopsida, Malpighiales, Linaceae. The record is from the annotation of a GenBank genome assembly.